Molecule: messenger RNA, 3951 nt
Organism: Anopheles marshallii
Lineage: Eukaryota; Metazoa; Arthropoda; Insecta; Diptera; Culicidae
Exons: 8
Coding region: 1-3951 (1316 amino acids)
Source: RefSeq, a predicted model, not a curated record
AUGGCUACGAGUCCGGGUUCAGAUAACAAUUGUAACAUCUAUAUGCCACCGCUAGGGUGUUCCGUGGCGUCCUCGCAUGACUUCAGUGAUUAUCAAUGGUUUACAGAUUUUGGAAGUUAUCGCGACGGAGUGACCACACACCAGAGCAUCCUAUCGGCACUAUCCGCGUCGUACAAUGGAAUUGGCGAGUUAUCGUACUACGAGAAGAUGGCGAAGGAUAUUGAUGCCAAUCUGGCUGAGAUCGAUAUGGAAAGUUUCCGCAAGGAAGACAUCAAUUCGCUGUUGACCGCUAUCCCGUCGCAGCUACGGCUAGACGAUGCAGAGCGCAAAGCGCGCAACAAUAAUCGCAUUUUCUCGACGAUAACUAGUUGUACGGCGGCAGGACUUAUUCCGGCCGAUAUGAUGGACAAUUCAUUCUGUAAAUCGGAGUUGCUGUUUUCCCCGGUGAAGGAAUCGCACAUCAGUGUGGAUUCGCUGGACAUGGACGGAUAUCCGGAUGAAGAGGAUAUUAUACUAACCUGCCAGGCGAACAAAGAUAACUACACCAUAGCAUUUGAGCAAAGUAUACUCUACUCAGAGGAAAGUUAUUACGAUGGGCCAGAACAUUAUGGCAAAUAUAAACGUAUGAACCUGCUGAAUAAUUUACAAAACCGGGCCCAGUACAUUAGACAUAAAGAUUCCAUGUCCCGUUCCGAAGUCAACUACACAACCUGGAGUAAUGUGAAGCGAAAUGGAACAGUACAACGGCCACCGAUUGCUGUAAACCCGCUGCUCACUCAUAUUUCACGUCACAAUCGGACGUGCUUCGUAAGAAAAAGCUUCAGCAUGCCUAAUUUGCAGUCGGAUCAACCGUGCUCGUCGCCAACACAUCUUCCUUCGAAGGAUCAGCAUCCAUUGAACGUUUCCCAAGCUGGAAAUGGCCACAAUUCGGAAGAAUCGUUUGAAAGGCCAAUGCGUACCUUGCUUCCAAUGUACACCCUACCAACAGAUUCGGAGAAUGAAAGCAGCACUAAUGGGAAUGUAGUCGAUGGAACCGAUCAAAGCAAUGAGAACAACCACCUGACAGUUCACGAACAUCGAGAGUCAAUGUUACUAACAAGGCAACAGCAGCCGGAAGAGCAACAGCAUCAGCAAUUGCAACACCAAGUACAGCAACAAACGCUGCAACAACCAUCGUUUAAUUUGGUGAAGCUUUUCAUAAAACAGAAAAGCAGCUCAACGGACACGUGCAUGGAUGUGUCCUCCGGAUGCUGGCCAAGCGAUAGUACCAAUAGUGGCGGUUCAGGAGAUCAUCAGAUGCAUCACCUUGGGGCAGGAGUAACAAUUCCAGCCUUACGGUGUCGUAAGAAAAGUAUGCACGAUUCGGGCAAAUGUUCCACUACCGGUGGUGGAAGUGUCGGUGGAAGACAUGGCGAUGAGGAAGAGUUUCAAUUGGAUAGUCUAGAUGCACAAAUUAACAACAGUCACGUGAACACUAAUAAUAAUAACGGCAGUCACAGUGACGCCGAUGACGAUGGUCUAAAUGGGGAAAGAGGGCCCCCGACGUCGCCUCAGCGUGCUCAAGGAACGAAUGGAGGACCGGUUACUGGUAAUACGAAGCUAAACGACUUUAACCGACAGAUGCACGGCUCUCCGCGUAGACAAUACAAGGGAUUCAGCAUGAACAUUGGCGGUGGCAGAAGAUUGCUGCAUGAUCUUUUGCAACAACACAACGGCGGCAGCAUUGGUUCGGCCAGUGCGCUGAAUAGCAGUAGCAGUAUUAACAAUAACAAUAAUCACAAUCUGAACAACAACAAUAGCUAUAAAGACACCAACAGCGAUACCAGCCGCACUUCAGAGAACUUAACGCAAAUAUUCAAUCACAGUGGCAAUAACAAUACCACCAUCUCCACGGGCUCCAAAACGAAGAUUCCAAUCGAUAUGAUUACUAAAUCGAUGCAAACUUCCCUCAUCGGAACUUCGACCGCUAGUAAUGGCCAUGUUGCGAGGGAGAAGGUGCGUGUAAUACCACCCUCUUUUUUGGAUCGCUUAAAUGAGCUUGGCGAUAAGCAGAAAGCUCCAGUGUUUGUGGUGUAUCCCAACUAUGCACUUCCAGAUUUGGGCUUCCUGAAGACACAAAACGAGGUCGUCAUAUCACCGCUGACGUUUAAAGAAGCGAUGACGGGCGCAGGUCGUCCGCUUAAAAAACCGCGCCCAGUCUCAAUGAAUGAUAUCGAAAAUAUACGACAGCGUGAGUACAAGCACGUUACUGACUGGAAGUCGCUCGUUUUUCUUCUGCCAACUGAGUAUCGUAAGCUGCUGCGUCACAUUCCUGAAGUUAGCGAGUUGAGUUUGUCUACCGAGAAACAACCCAUGUUUUGCAUGACGCCCCCAUUGCGACGCGGUGUCGCUCGAGGUGUGAGUUGUGAUUGUACGAAUUUAUUAAAUCAGAACACGCAAACGUACAACAGUUCGAGUUCAGGCGGAAGUUCGAGUGCUGCACCAAGCUCCGGAUAUCGAGGAUCUUCGACGAUGCUUACGACGGACUCCGAGAUGGAUGGUAUCUUGGGACCAUCGAAUAGCAGUAAUAUUUUCAACAAUAAUAUGUAUGUUUACCAGUAUGAUAGUCCGGCAGAGGUUUUAGUACCCUCCGAACGACCUCCUUCGGGACGCACGGUAGGUGGAGCUCCCAAGAGCAUCCUUCGGCGACCGCAAGGAUCAAGUAGAGGGUCUAGUAAUCCGGCAAACAUUGGAGCUAACAAUCACAGCAACAUGAAAACCAAGCGUAGCAGUAUGUUCGAAGAGCAACAAAUGUUGCACUAUCCACAAGCGUCACGUGAAAAGCGUCGGUCGUUGCAAGAACACCAUUCGUACAACUUUUACGAAGAUCCCGAAGAGGAGGAAGAACAUUGUGCUGAACCGAAGCUUCACAAUUCGCCCAACAUGACACCACAUCCGCGAUUAGCCAAUACACCAAAGUUACCCUCGGCAGAUCAUUACCAUAAGCUGAACAAGUUGGUAGAGUUUAGCGACAACGAUAUUGCAGCUGUUGGCGACGCUAACCAUCAACAAUGUAUCGACGAUGAUCUGGAUGCUCGUGUACGGGCGGAGCAAUUCCUGUCGCACGUACCGAAAUCGGAGCUCAAGCACUAUGCCGAAAUUGCACACAUCCUAGAAUCAACCGAAAUGAUCGAAUCUUCUGAACCGGCUUAUGAUCGUACCAGGUUACGUAACGAGGUCAGUCGAUUGUUGUCACAGAAGAGAAACGUAACCUUCACAAAGCAACAAUCGGUUCCAUCCGUCUCAAGCGCUAACAAUACCACACCAGUGCGGCAACAGCCAUCUCCGGCAACGGUUUUGUUACGACCGACCGAAAUAAAGUUUUCCACGCCACCAAACUCACCGAACAUGUCGGUCACGGUGGCAAAAACCAGUCAUCACCAUACAACGACGGGAAUAGCGGUCGAAAAGAAACCUCCCGUUGCCCAACGUACGCCCUCGUCAUUGGCAGGUUCGCCAGCUUCUGGUACGGAGAAGGAAAAACAGGAUAAAAUUCAGACAAAUCGCUUCAAACGACUCCAAAUUCAAUGGGAACUGUUGAGCAAAGAAACGAACUCGAAGGCAUCUGCCGAUGGGCAACGAAAAGAGAUUCGCAGUGGUGGUAAUACUCCAACCGGUGGUAACUGUAGUUCCAAAUCGCGAAUUCCCCGCCCUGUGAGCUAUCCCACCACCAGAACGAACUCUGAUCCUGUAGUGAGCAAAACGCUAAAAUCGCCUAGUCGAAUUGUGGCACCAAAGAAGUAUGGUGCUAUGCAGUCUCCAGUCACAACGCCUCCUACACCUGCCCCACGUACGCCAAGCAAAACGUUUAGCAACACCACGCCCAAGAAAGUGUCAUCUGCUCCCUCUCGCCCCGCGACACGCACACGCAUUCCGCUCGGAAAUCGCAGCAAAAAAUAUCUUGCUAAGUAG